UCAAUGCUAUUUCAAAUUAGUUUCAUUUCAAAGCAGUAGCUUAGUUUAUUGUAAAUUCUUCAAUAAGGAAAUCAGUUGCUGUUCAAUUAUUCAACCAAAAGCAUCGAAAAUGAAGUUCAUCAUCGCUCUUGUCGUAGUCCUAGCAGCAGUCGCUUCUGCCACGGAAAUUUGGGAAGGAAAAAAAUAUAAAAACUAUGAAUCGGAAAAUUUCGAAGAAUACAUGAAGGAACUUGGUGUUGGAUAUUGGACGCGUUUGGCCGGUAACAGAGUUUCACCGACCGUUGAAUUGAAAAAACUGCCCGAUGGCAAAUACCAGCUGCUCACCAAAUCGACAUUCAAGGAUUCAACGAUCGAAUUCGAAUUGGGCAAGGAAUUCGAUGAGACAACCUUGGACGGUCGUGAUGUGAAGAGUGUUAUUACAUUGGACGGCAACAAAUUGACCCAUAAAAUGAGCGGUGAUCCACCAUCCACCAUCAUUCGUGAAUUUGCGGACAAAGAAAUGAACGCAACAAUGACAGUUAAGAAUGUUGUUUGUACACGCAAAUAUCGCGUUCAAGAAUAAUUGGAUUCAAUUCCGUAUUCGUCUGUCGAAAAAUGUUCAAGCACGAAUACUAAAACAUAAUAUCAAAUAAAUAUACCAAACACACAUCAUCGUUAA
Messenger RNA from Sitodiplosis mosellana (orange wheat blossom midge), 658 nucleotides. RefSeq names its product fatty acid-binding protein, muscle-like. The record is from RefSeq and is a predicted model, not a curated record. Gene Ontology annotation, biological process: fatty acid transport. Gene Ontology annotation, molecular function: fatty acid binding. Gene Ontology annotation, cellular component: nucleus; cytosol. The transcript is spliced from 2 exons. NCBI's taxonomy places the organism in Eukaryota, Metazoa, Arthropoda, Insecta, Diptera, Cecidomyiidae. Bases 110 to 562 code for a protein of 150 amino acids.